AUGCCGUUCUGGACAUAUUUAAUGAAGGGCAGAGCUAAAGCCUUUGGAUUCAAGGCACAAAAGGACAAGGUGACCCUCCUGAUGUGUGGGAAUGCAGCUGGCUUUAUGCUUAAACCAGGCCUCAUUUACAAGGCUGCAAAUCCUAGGACACUCAAAAAAAAGAACACGGCAUUGCUGCCUAUGUUCUGGAUGCACAAUCCCAAGGCCUGGAUCACCAAAGUCCUUAUGGAGUGCUGGUUCCAUCAAAGUUUCAUUCCUCAAGUUAACCAAUGCUUGGCUGAUGUGGACAUGGAGUUCAAGGUCUUGCUAAUAAUUAUGGACAAUGCUGGUGGCCACCCUCUCGAUCUUUAUUACAAGGGAGUCAAGCUUGAGUUCCUCCCUCCCAACACCACCUCUCUCCUCCAGCCUAUGGACCAGGGCGUGAUCCGUGCCUUCAAGGCACUCUACACUGGGAACUCCCUACAGCACCUUGUUGAUGCAAUGGACACAUUGGAUGCUUAUAAUCAAGCCUUCACCACCAUGAAGAAGCAAGACAGCAGCUGCCAAUCACAAUGUUCAUCACACAAAAAGGACCCUCCAAAGCAUUCCGAAUCGCCUGAAGUAGUGCCCUUUGAAUCACCUAAAGAAGUGCCCCCAAAAUUGCCAGAGUCAGUGCUUCCCGAAGUGCCGCCUGAAGGUGAAGAGGUGCCCUCAAAGGAGAUGUAA
This is a messenger RNA of Macrobrachium nipponense, 705 nucleotides long. RefSeq names its product tigger transposable element-derived protein 1-like. The record is from RefSeq and is a predicted model, not a curated record. Gene Ontology annotation, molecular function: DNA binding. Lineage: Eukaryota; Metazoa; Arthropoda; Malacostraca; Decapoda; Palaemonidae. The coding region runs from base 1 to 705 and encodes 234 amino acids. Gene Ontology annotation, cellular component: nucleus. The transcript has 2 exons.